AUGGAUUUCAUCCUUUCCUUGACGCACUUUUGUGAAGUGCAUGGCCCAACUUCAAUUAUCUGCUCACAAGUUCUACCCUUCUCAUGCGCUCAAUGCCAUGGAGACACGGAUCAUUCUUCCGAUUCCCCAUCUAAUUCCCCUCAACCUCGAUCACCGGCCAACUUUCCCGGCCAACCCGAAUCCAAAUCACCAAAGAUCGAAGACCACCCUUAUUUCCUGCGACCCCAACAACCCGGCUCGCCCGAGGAACGAGCAAACCGCGCCGGCAGCGGAGAAGGCGACACAUGCGCCAGUUGUUCCCUAUCUCUCCCAGAAGACGUGAGCAAGCAACUUCCCUCGCCAACCACCCGCGACGGCAAAGUCAGCAAUGGCUCUAGUCCCGUCCUCCGCUCCCGCGAAGUAGUCUACUCGUGCGGAAACAGCCACUCAGACCUCGACGACGAUGCCUUCGAUUCCCACUCCCAUACACACGCUUCUCCCCCAGAUUCCCUACACUCAUCCUCUCUCGCAUCCGAUGCAUCCUGCCACACACACAUGUUCACCUACCUCUCUCUCCGCGGCCCACCAAAUCCAGCAGACUACGCGCUCCUCCGUCGCUCCUCGAUCCGCACUUUGAGCUGUGAACUCCUUCCCCGCGGCCUAUCCGCCGGCCCAAUUUGCUUCGGUGACUCAGUCGCAGGCUACACAAUCGCUUACAUAUUCCGUCUUCCUGAUCCUAUGGCCCGUGGCAAACGACGCAGCUAUGCCCUGGUGGCACUAGCCGGAAAAGAUGCCGGAAGAGCAUUUCGCGCAUGCCCCAUCAUCUGGCGCGCAUUCGGUCGCAUCGCAUCCAGCAUCGUCAAUGCGGCAGAACGGUUCCAGGAAGACGAAAAGAAACGCGAAGAGGCUAAUUCUCCCGGCUCGAAAUCCGGUGGGUCUCGUCAGUCUCAACAUCAACCGGUUUCAUCCUUCUUGACCGGUCGAGCUUUUGAUCCGGCCGGACAACCGCGCCGGAUGGGUCAAAUUCGUGCGCGCAAUUUGGCGGAGAUUGUUGGGAAUGAGUACAUUUUUACGGAGUUGCAUGCGCAUUUUGUUGCGCUGCUUCAGCAGCUUGGAUCUAUGUUUGGGGGUGUGCCUAUUUCUGAUGAACAGUUUGUUUGUUCGACUGUUGGUGAUGAGGAGAGUGUUACUGCUGAACAACCUGUUCUUGUUUCGACUACUGAUCGUGAGCGCGCGAAGCGUUCAUCGUCGGCCAAAUAUGAUGGGAAUGCACUCGAUGUGUCGAAGUUGGAUAUCUCUGGCCCGAAACCUAUCCCUAUUACUCCGCGACAGUCUGUUGUGGCAUAG
Messenger RNA from Penicillium angulare, 1326 nucleotides. RefSeq names its product folliculin domain-containing protein. Gene Ontology annotation, molecular function: GTPase activator activity. Bases 1 to 1326 code for a protein of 441 amino acids. Gene Ontology annotation, cellular component: cytosol. Gene Ontology annotation, biological process: positive regulation of GTPase activity; positive regulation of TORC1 signaling. The transcript is spliced from 2 exons. NCBI's taxonomy places the organism in Eukaryota, Fungi, Ascomycota, Eurotiomycetes, Eurotiales, Aspergillaceae. The record is from RefSeq and is a predicted model, not a curated record.